Messenger RNA from Macrobrachium nipponense, 6590 nucleotides. RefSeq lists its product as uncharacterized. The record is from RefSeq and is a predicted model, not a curated record. Bases 378 to 4334 code for a protein of 1318 amino acids. The transcript has 18 exons. Gene Ontology annotation, cellular component: nucleus. Gene Ontology annotation, biological process: positive regulation of transcription by RNA polymerase II. Lineage: Eukaryota; Metazoa; Arthropoda; Malacostraca; Decapoda; Palaemonidae.
UUUUCCGUCACGUGACCAGUCGCCGCCAUAUUGAGAGCUGACUUACACCAGCUGAGUAGAUGGCUCGCUAAAUUCUCGCCUUUUCCCGGGCACUUUCGGAUUAAUCGUGAUUGUAAAGUGGUAGUGGUCGAGUGAUAAGUGGUAGCCGAUGUGGUGAUAUCAGUGAAAAGUGUGCAAGUGCGUCUUUCCUCCAAUUAUCGGAAGCUGAAGUUGGAUGUGACAGAUCCAUCGGACGACUGCCUCCCUCCGACCGACCCGCCAAACACCAACAGGAUUUUAGCGCGCAACUUUGAAUCUAGAUAUGGCUUAGUGCAACCAGCAACACUGGUUGCAGCCUCUUGUUUUAACCUCAUUAAGUGAGUUUCUGAUCACCUGAGAUGUCGGAAACCGAAGCAACAUCAGAAAUGGAAGAGUCGGUGGUGUUAGAAGGUGAGAAGGUGAAGGUGAUGAAUGGUGUAAAGGAGAUGGAGGAUAAAGAAGUGAAAAUGCAGAAUGGAGAUUCUGAGAAGUCGCAGAUAAAUGGUGAUAUUGAGAAAAUGGAUGAUUCAGAGGUUUCGGAAGAUCACAGUGCUAGUAGUGGGAAUGACGUCAGUAACAGUGAUGAACGACCAACAGAGCCUUCUAGGUCUGAAGAAUCGUCUCCAAAGCCUGACACUAAGGCCAGUUCGGAAAGUAGUGAUGCGAGUGCUAAAGUAGAUUCUCAUGAUAAAGCUAAUUCGGAGCCUGUUAGUGCAAAGAAAGCAGGUGAGCCCGAGCCCACCAAAGACAGUCCUGUUGCAGAGAGUACCUCUGCACCUGCAAAUGAAUCAAAGGGGGAAUCCAAAAUGGAAGUUGAUGAAAAGAGUGAAAAGAAAGAUGAGGCUAUGGAUGUAGAUAAAUCUGAAAGUGGUGAGAAGAAGAAUGUUAGUAGUGCAGUGGAAAGUGAAAAAGAACCCAAGAAAGAGAGUGAAAAGGCAAAAUCAGAAAGUGAUGACAAAAUGGAUACAAAAGAAGCUUCAUCAGAGAAAACAGAUGUCCCUAAAAAUUCAGAAAAGUCAGAUGUGAAAGAUGCAGAGGGAGACAAAAGUGAUAAAAAGGAUUCCUCCUCCGAGAAAGAUGGAAAGGAUCCCAAAAGUGCAGUUGCUGUGCCAGAACCAACGACGACCCCAGUUGGCCCAGUUACCCCAGUUACCCCAGUUGGGAAAGGUAAAAAGGCUAAGAAAGAAAAAAGUGAAGACGUUCAGGAAAUUUUACCUACACGGCAACUGAGAGUGAGGAGAACCCCAAGGAAGUACACUGAAGAUGACGAUGACAUCAAAAUAGAGAAGGAAGUCAUUAAAGAUGACAGUGGGGAUGAUAUCCAAAUGAUCGAGGAAAGUGAUCCCUUGGCAAUUAGUGAUGCUGAUGUCAAGAAAGCACAACUCAAGGAUAAGAAGGAGGUGGUGAAAUCAAAGGACCCAAAUGUAAUCAUCAUUGACACAAAUACGUUACUGAAGAAUCAGGGAAAUUUAGCAGCAGCAGUAGCACAAUCAUCUUCAUCUGCACCAGUUGUUUCUACCCCUCCUGCCGUGUCUACAGCCUCUGUUGCCACUGCAACCACCUCUAUAAAUGCAUCCGUCAACACAAGCCACAAUACUGUGUCAAGUGUCAAUAUACAGACAGCGAUACAGGCAAUUACUGGUGGGGUGCCUGCUCAGGGAUUGCAAUCUGCUUACAUCACUGCUUUACAGCAGGUGCUGUUGGCUCAGGGUGGUCAGGUUCCUAUGAACUCUCAGCAUCUGGCACAGCUGCAGCAAUAUUACAACAGUUUAGGUCAUUUACAGGAUGAUGCUUAUGUGAUUGAGGCGCCCUCAUUCAUCGUGCCAUACGUUAUGGAAGGGAAACCAAAGGAACCUAUUAAAGCCUUCCUCAGAAGAAUAAACAAAGAAUUAGAGGAGUAUGAGAAAGAGAAAAAGAGAGAGGAAGAAGAGAAGAAAAGGAAAGAGGAGGAAGAAAAACGGAAAGAGGAGGAGGAAAGGAGAGCAAAGGAAAAAGCAGAGGAAGAGGCAAAGAGAAAUGAGAGUUCAGAAGGGGAUGCUGGUGCAAAAGAUGAGAAGGAUGAAGCCACAGAGAAAAAGGAUGAAAGCAAAGAGAAAGCAGAGGGAAACUCUGUUGAAACAAAAGAUGAGUCUUCAGAGGCCAAAGGUGAAAGUAAAAACAAUACUAAAACAGUAGAUGAAAAGAGUAAGGAUGCUAAUAAAGAAAAUAGUAGUAAAGAAGAAAAUAAAGAAAACAGAACUUCUAGUGUUACUAGUGGCAAGGACAAAAGCUCAAAAGACGAUAAAGAAAAGAGUGAUACUGAUAGUGUAGUGGAAAUGGAAACUGAAGAGAAGAAAGAAGAAGAUCUCACUCAUUUAGGAAAAUGGGAACCAUAUUAUCGUAGCUCACUAGGAAAAUUCAUCUUGGAUCUUGGACUUAACCAAGCUCAAGAAUUUCUUCAGUCAGAUCUUUUGCGUAUGCAGAAGAAGAAGUUGGAGAAAAUGAAAACUGUUCCGUCCAAAGAGGGAAUUGUAUCAGUUAAGGUUUUAGAAAAACAGCUAGAAAUGACUAGGCAGAAGAACUCCCACUUGCGUGUACCUCUUAAGACCUGUAAAUUCUGUAACUUUAAAACGGAGAGCGAGAUGGUAAUGGAUCGCCAUCUAGAAUCACCACAUAUGGUCAAUUAUACCUAUAAGUGCAAUUUUUGUGAUUUCGAAACUCGUGGACCUCAGGUAAUCCUUUUCCAUAUGGAAGCGGAACACAACAUUCGCGGACGCCUUGAACGUGCCCCUGCGUUUUUCCAGUGCUCAUUGUGUCCAUAUGAGGACAAUAAUAAAAGUAAAAUGACUAGACAUUCCUUCUCCUGUGCUAAGAAGUACAAACCUGAGAAGAAUUGUGAAUUAGCUGACUGGGAACCCCCAGCUAAGAUUCCAAAGGUUCACCGUGGCCGUCCAAACACCCUAGGGAAGGCUUUUGAACCUGUGAAAAUGCCAAAUCUUUUACCAAAGGGCCUAGCUGGCAUGAAUAUAAACCUACAGUCAGCAGUAGCUGCUAACCUACUGACAACUGCCUCAGCAAAUACAGCGGCUUUGGCAGCUGGUCGAGGAAGAGGGCGGCCUGUUGGUUCAUACAAAACUACUGGUCAAAUAAUUAAUCAAGGUCGAGGAGCAUCCCCUGCCUCGCUGUUGUAUUCCACAAGAGGUGUAACUACUGGUAACCUCGUCCAGCAAGUAGGGGGGAAUGCUCAACAAUUCACUUUAGGAAACCAGAUGUUCCACCUGGUCAAUGGCCACCUGGUUCCUAUGUCGAGUGCGGCAGCCUCAGUGAGCAGUGUUUCCGUAUCUUCACAGUCUACGGGGCGAGUGCCGCGCAUCUUACCGUCCUCGUCUGCCUCAAACGUCAGCCUCAUUCCAGGACUGGCAGCCUCAUCAUCCAUCACCAUUCAGAGUGUACAAAGCAAAGCAGGGAACACCAAAUCACCACAGCAGCCCAGCAUUUCCAUCACGCCAUUACCCAGAGGAGGACAGCAGCCACAGAAUGUUACCAAAGGGACCACGCCUACCCGAGACGCCAGUGGAAAACCGUCCUUCGUCAUAUGUGAAAUCUGUGAUGGUUAUAUUAAGGAUUUGGAACAGCUGAGGAACCACAUGAAUCUGAUACACAAAGUAAAGAUCCACCCAAAGAUGAUAUACAACAGGCCUCCAUUAAAUUGUCAGAAAUGUCAGCAUCGAUUCUUUACAGAUCAGGGUUUAGAAAGACAUCUUCUUGGUACGCAUGGUCUCGUAACAUCAUCAAUGCAAGAAGCAGCAAAUAAAGGGAAAGAUGCUGGACGUUGUCCCAUUUGUGGCAAGGUAUUCCAGUGGAAGUUACUUAAUCAUGUGAGCAGAGACCAUAAAAUGACCCUCAAGCCAGCUCAUCUAUCUUACAAAUGCACAGUUUGUACAGCGACAUUUAAUAUGUACAGACUUUUCGAAAAUCACGUAUAUUCAGCUCAUUCGGUAGUAAAUAAAAACAAAGGAGAUAACAACAAGAAACAGAGUAGUGGAGGUUCCUCUGAUCCACCCCUGAAGAUAAAUGAUGAAAUUACCAUCAUUCCCCAGCCAGCAGCCAAAAGUUCAAAACCUGAUAACAUGACAUCACCAGGAAAAAAGUCUGGCAACUCGCCAAGUGUGAGUAAGGAGAUAACAAUCACCAAAGUGGGAUCUCGCCCUACACGACGUAGUGGAGGCAGUAGUGUGGAGGUGAUCAGUUUAGAUGAAUCUCCCAAGAAAGCUGACAAACGGACCAAUAAGGACAAUGCGGGAAAUUCGGCCAAGAAAGUUAAAGCAAGUAGCUAAUGCUUUGUGAUGCCAGAGUGCAGUGCUCAUUGUAUGAUGUGGACAUGAUAUAAUUUAUAAAGGCAAUACAGUAUAUUACUGUAUAUAAGGAUGUUAAUAGACCAGAUUUUUGUGUAAAUGAAAAGCUGGGACAAUUACCUUCACUAUUUGUGGAGCUGAUGACAAAAUAUUGCACUACCGGUCAAGUGCAAUUGACUCUAUUGAGAAGUGUUGUGAAACCUGGGAAGUGCUGGCGUGGUAAAUACAAUUUGAAAAAAUUAUCUUUUUGUGUGUGUGUGUGUGUGUGUGCGCGCGCAUGUAAAUGUGUGUGUGGAGAGAGUGAUGGUGGGUUGAAGCGGCCUUCAAAUCGAUGCUUCAGAUUGUUUGCAAGGAUAAAUUUGCAGUACUCUAGUAGUACAAGUAAUAACGUAAUGUGUACUACUGGAGAGCGAGUUGAUACAGACUAAUUUAUAUCUCAAAUUGGUCUGAAAAGUGAGUGGUGCUACUUCCUUAUCUGUACAUAAGCAUCUACGAAAGGGGUAGUGACCAAAAUAUAUUUUAGAAAGGAUUUUGUGUUAACAUGGUGGCAUUUUUUGAGCUCAGAUUUGCACAUAUUUUGUUUUGUUGAGCCUACAUACUCAUUAAGUCUACUUUGGCGGUUUCCAGGAAUAUACUGUAUGUUUCCCACUAGAGUAAAAAUUGUUUUAAAUGCAAAAAUCACAGUUGUGAAUUUACUUGUGGAGAGUAGGCGAUAGUGGUGUACCUCAUCUUUGAACCAAAGUCUGCCGCACAAAGUACUGCAUAUUUAUUGGUCUCACGGAAUUAAUAGUUUCAAUGGUUACAAAAAUUAGUAGAUAUAAAAUAUACAGGUUUUUUUUUUUCUUUUUUUAAUUCAGUGACAUUACUUUCUGCAAGAUGUGCACAUAAUAUCUUGCCCAAUCAUUGUGAUAAAAUGUCUAAAAAUUUCAGUCUUUUGUUUAAGAAUAGCUAUGUUGUAAAUAUUUAGUUGAGGAGGCUUCAACUAUUUAAAAGAUUUAUUUUAAUGGAGUUUUGUCAAAUUUUUCAGGAACAGAAAACACUUCAGAUUUUAUUUUCAGUAUUGUUGUAAAUCAGGAAUGAUUGACAGAACCUUUAACCUGUGUUAUUUUAAAGGUUUCACUGUUUUAGUUUCAGUCUUUGGUAGUACUUUUCUAUUCUGUUAUCAUUCCUUGGUGCCAAUCUGAGUUAAGCAAAUAAAAAGAAAUAUGAGAUGAAUAAGGGUAUGUAUAUAAUGACUUUCAAAUAGUAAUGCUAAACGUAGUCCUCUUAAAACAGUAUCAUACGUGGCUGCUUUACCUUACUGCUCAACCCAGUUUGAUGAGUAUGUGAUCCCAACUGUGAAUGUUUUUUUAAGCUUUUGUGUUUUGUUAGAUAAUUCCAUGACAUUGCAGGCAUUUGGUAAUGUCUUACAAGUUUAUUUUUUUUAAAUAUAAUUUCAUUGGCUUUGUGAUAAAACUUGACAAAAUAUUUGACAGGUUUAGGUGGAUUUUAUUGAAGGUUAAUAUUAUGCCACAAAAUUGCACAGUAAAGUAAGCAUUACUACUAGAAAAUUUCCAAAUAAUGAGAAAUUAUAAAAUUUUUCUGAAUAUGGAGGCCAUGGUAAUUCACACAUUAAUUUUCUUGACAAUUACCCAGAGCUAUUAGAGUAUGGGGUUAGAUAAUUGACAGGUUAACAAAAUUUAUCGAUAUUUGUUGACAUUGGUAGUCAUGAUAGCCAGAAAAUGUGAUAAAUAAUCUGAGUAAUAAAUGUCCUGCAAUUUCUUUUUCAAAUGUCCUGCAAUUUCAUUAUUUCUUUGUGAUGUACAUAGGCUCAAACAUGCUGGUUUAGGAUAUAAAGUAGCUAAGGUAGUAGCCAUGGUGAUACAAAGGGGGCAUUAUAAUAAUAGCCUUGAUGGAUACCUGUGACCACCACCUUCUUGUAAGGAAGUCUUGACAAACUGAAUGUUUUCAAGCAUACAUAUUUUGAAUGUUACACAAAUAAAUGUUAGUCACUAGUUACAUACAUUUUUCCUGAAUAGUUGAAAUUAAAGAUGGCAUGGCACAGUUCGAAAACCUUGUACAUUGUGACUUUAUGCUCCAUUAAGACUUAGGUUAUUAACUUUGUUUUCUGUACACAAUGCAAUGAAUGUAAUAUGCUAGUAGCUUAAAUUUUAUUUAAUUUUUCUGGAUGAAAGUGUUAAAUGUCGUAGUAUAUGAACACUUUUUUAGGUGUAUUACACCAAUAAAAUAUUAUUUAGA